This is a messenger RNA of Aspergillus tanneri, 813 nucleotides long. Its product is annotated as DUF1183 domain protein. Gene Ontology annotation, cellular component: endoplasmic reticulum membrane. Lineage: Eukaryota; Fungi; Ascomycota; Eurotiomycetes; Eurotiales; Aspergillaceae. The transcript has 3 exons. Gene Ontology annotation, biological process: regulation of store-operated calcium entry. The coding region runs from base 1 to 813 and encodes 270 amino acids. The record is from RefSeq and is a predicted model, not a curated record.
AUGAGGUCGUCCAUCAUUCUGCGGUUCGUUCUGGCCAUUUUCCUUGCGGCCCCGGCCCUUUCACAUGGCCCAUCCCCUCGAAACAACCCCUCAGGCAACAAUGCCAUUCUACUCUCUCAAGUCCAGACUCUGACCCUCCGGGCAAAUCGACUCACUUCCUCUCGUCGCGUGUCUCCCAUCCCCCAGUUACAAUGUACGGGGCCUUCAAAGCGUCUCUGUGACAUGUACCCUAUUGAUGUCAUGCGAUGCAGCAAUGCGGGCUACGACUACGACGAAGAGGAUGUCCAGUGGACCUGCACCGCAUCUCUACCCCCCGAGCUAAAGCUAGGUGCAACGGAUGUGGUAUGUGAGGGAUAUCGGAAUGCAGACGACCGCUGGGUUCUGAAAGGGAGCUGUGGUGUGGAGUAUCGGUUGCUCCUGACCGACCUGGGAGAGAGGAAAUUUGGCCGAGAGCUCGAGGACAACUGGUCCGAGACGACGGCACGUCACAAAUGGCAGAACGUAGUGGGAAGCCUGAUAUUUUUUGGAUUUAUGGUCGCUGUUUUUGUUUUCAUCCUGUGGAGCCAGUGCUUCGGUCGACCUGUUGGCUAUGAGUUCGGGAGACGACGCAAUGGUUACAGAGGCACGUCGUCGUUCAACAGAAAUGACCCGGGGGAAGGUAGUUCACGAUCAUCUCGAUUCUCCGCACCCACUUCUACAAGCACUGGAUUUGGUUCGACAAGACGCAGUCGACAGGUCCUAAUGAGCUAUGGUUUUCAAAGAGCUGGCAACGCCAAGAUCAAGGCCAUUGUGGAAAUUCUGUUGCGAAUCUAA